AUUUGAUCGACAAUAAAUGGCGCAUCUCGCCUUGGUCCGUAUUGUUUACAUUGGGGGCAGAAGAAAAGCACGCUGGUGUUACGGUUGCCAAUGAUAAGAUCUCAUUUUAAUGAUAAGAGGAUUUUUGUUUGUCAACUGAUCCCGUACCGAGCCGACUGGCGGCCCUUCUCUCGGACAUCCCCGGCGCUCUCCGCCCGCUGCCGUCCCCUCUACCGGUGCCGGUCCGCCCCCUGAGCCGCCACUGCUGACCUGACACCCCCGACCGGCCGCCCGGCCACCUCGGCCCCGCCAUGGGCGCCUUCCUGGACAAGCCCAACACGGAGAAGCACACUGAGACGGGCUCCGGUAACGGUCUCCAGUACGCGCUGGCCUCCGAGCAGGGAUGGCGCACAGAGAUGGAGGACGCCCACUGCGCGGUCAGCGGCGUCAGCGAACAGCUGCGAGACUGGUCCUUCUUCGCCGUGUUCGACGGCCACGCCGGCAGCAAGGUGUCGGCGUUCUGCUCGCAAACGCUGCUCUCGCACAUCCUGCAGAGUGAGCAGAUGUCUCCGGAGACACUGCGGCAGCUGGCCGGCGACGAGACUGCGCUGGCUGAGUCGGUCCGAUCCGGACUCGUCUCCGGCUUCCUCCGGCUUGAUGAGCGAAUGCGCUCCGAACCCGACGUCGAGACGGACAAGUCGGGCUCGACGGCCGUCUGCGCGCUUGUCUCACCCACUCACGUGUUCGUGGCCAACUGCGGCGACUCUCGCGCGCUCAUGUGUCGCCGGGGAGAGAUCGCGCUCAGCACCACCGACCACAAGCCCAUCAACCCCGGAGAGAAGGAGCGCAUCGAAAAGGCCGGCGGCAACGUCAUGAUCCAGCGCGUCAACGGCUCUCUGGCCGUGUCCCGCGCGCUGGGCGACUACGACUACAAGAAUGUCUCCGGCAAGGGCCAGUGCGAGCAGCUGGUGUCUCCUGAGCCGGAGGUGUACGUAGAGAAGAGGCAGGCCGAUGACGAGUUUCUGGUGCUGGCCUGUGACGGCGUCUGGGAUGUAUUCGAUAACACAGACUUGUGUCAGUUCGUGCGCUCCCGGUUAAGGGUGACGGAUAAACUGGAUGAGGUGGUGAACCAGAUCCUCGAUACCUGCUUCUAUAAGGGGAGCAAGGAUAACAUGAGCACGGUGGUGAUUGUGUUUCCCGGAGCGCCCAAGGUGGACCCCGCGGCCGCGGCCCGAGAGGAGGCCAUGAAACAAAGCGUCGCCAAACACGUGGAAGAGUACCUGCGCGCGGUGGAGCCGGUGCCGCCGCGCCCGGCGGACGAGGACGAGAAGGACGCUCACGACGAGGAGGACGACGGACCGCGGGUCAGCAUGCCCGAGCUGAUGACCUUCCUGGACAGCAAGAAGAUCGCAGACCUGCCCGACGGCGGCGGUCUGGCCUCCAUGCGGAAGUACGUCGAGGACGUGGUGUCGAUAGUGACCAAAAAGCAGUCGGGCGCCGGGCCGCAAUGACCGACCGCCGAGGCGGCCGGCGCCGGCCCCGCACACCAGCACAGCACACAACCGAGCCUCUUCCGUCCGCGGCGCGUGCUGUCGGCCGUCUGGCGGCAGCGGCGCCGGCCGCGCUGAGACCGCCGCCGCCGCGCCGGGGCGCGCCGCAGUCGGGGCGAACAGAGACCAGAGUCGUUAUUUUACUGCUAUCCUGUUGAUAGGUUGGCCCAAACGGCGGCCCUGAUGUAUAGGCACGCAGUGAGCGAGAGCGAGAGAGCGAGAGAGCGAAACACACUGAGACACAGACACACGGACACUGACCUCUGUUUGCCAAAAUUUUAAUCUAGGUUUGCUGGGCGGGCUUUUGUGUUGGGUGGCCGGAGCGCUGUGCCGGGCGGCGCCGGCGGGCGGGCCGAUCGCGCUGUCGCCGGCAGGUGGGCCGGCGGUGGCGCCCUCUGCUGCGACGCUCCCCCGUCUUCUGAGUGUUGUUGAACUAAUCGCGCGCUGGUUGCGAGUGUGUGUGUGCGCGAGGCGCGGCGCCGCGCGCCGGGCGGUGGCCGCGCCGCGCGAGUGUCCUGUGUCAGUGCUGUAGUGGGCGCGGCGGGCCGGGGACCGCUGCCGCCGCCGCGGGAGGCGCCGGCCGUCAGAGUAGCGGCGCGCGCGCCGGACCGGGAGGGUGGGGAUAGGAGCCCAGAGGAGACACCAGUCCACCAGUGGAGACCCUACUGACCGCUAAACACGCCCCGGACCCGUGAAACCUGAUUUGUGGCCGAUAAUUUAGCUUUUUGCUUCAGUGGUAGUGCUAUUUUAGCGUGUGUCGCGUGGCGUUCGGUUCCGAUACCGGGUUGGGUUCGUUUUCGGCCCGGCCGGCCGGUUUUAGUCUGUUUGUAUGUCGCUCCCGCGCAGCCGCAGCGCAGACAACAUCAGUGUAUCCGAAAAAUUUGUGUCCUGCGUUGUUUUACGUGAGGUAAUAAAAGCCCGUAGUAAUAA
This is a messenger RNA of Amphibalanus amphitrite, 2459 nucleotides long. RefSeq names its product protein phosphatase 1B-like. The record is from RefSeq and is a predicted model, not a curated record. The transcript is spliced from 5 exons. The coding region runs from base 291 to 1490 and encodes 399 amino acids. Gene Ontology annotation, molecular function: manganese ion binding; protein serine/threonine phosphatase activity; magnesium ion binding. Gene Ontology annotation, cellular component: cytosol; nucleus. NCBI's taxonomy places the organism in Eukaryota, Metazoa, Arthropoda, Thecostraca, Balanomorpha, Balanidae. Gene Ontology annotation, biological process: protein dephosphorylation; negative regulation of stress-activated MAPK cascade.